Molecule: messenger RNA, 10135 nt
Organism: Toxorhynchites rutilus septentrionalis
Lineage: Eukaryota; Metazoa; Arthropoda; Insecta; Diptera; Culicidae
Exons: 8
Coding region: 6267-7415 (382 amino acids)
Biological process (GO): DNA integration
Molecular function (GO): nucleic acid binding
Source: RefSeq, a predicted model, not a curated record
GUCGUCCAUAAGGAGCACCUGAUGUUGCGGUGAAGCACAAUUUCACUACGAAGCAUCAUCAUACCUAGGCAUGAAUCCAAUAAAUAACGAAGGUAAGGAGAAAGGGAACACUUGCAAACACCUGUUUUCGAUUUCCCCAAUGGAAUCACCCCAAGCAAUCAGCAUCGCUCGUGAUAAAGCAAUGUCCGUGCAAAAAAAAAACAUUAGAUUUGCUUAUUGCACAGAUUCCUGUACACCGAUUGAUUCAUCUGAAGGCAACGGAAAAAUUCGUGAGGUUGGUCUUUUAUAAAUUCCGUUUGCUGUUUUGACGGUGACCACCCGGAUGAUAUUGUCUUCUCCUGGAUGCACUGCGACGAUUCUCGCGAGAGGCCAAGCGAUGGACGAUUUGUUAUCUUCCUGCAACAGAACCAUUUGACCAAUCCGAAGGCUAACUGUGGUUUUGAACUAGUUGUUGCAGCUGUUGAUAAUGUUUGAGACGAUUCAAAGGAAUGUUCGAAUAGUCCGGAUCUGGUAAGGCUGCGAGCGACGAUCCCGUGAGGAAAUGUCCAGGGGUUAAAACAUCUAACUCGGAAGGAUCCUCGGAGAGUGGGGUAAGCGGACGCGUAUUCAUGUUCGCUUCAAUUUGUGUCAGAACAUUUUCACGGCCGCUUCCCACAGGCCUCCAAAGCUGGGUGCUCUUGGUGGGAUAAACUUCCAGGUUAUUCCUUUCGCGCCACAUUCGUUAAAAAAGAUCUCUUGACUCGAUUUACGGUUCAGAAGGUGGUAAAGAUCUGCAAGAGCAUUGUUGGCACCUCGAAAAUUGGUUCCAUUAUCUGAGUGGAUCUCGUUUGGCAGCCCACGGCGAGCGAUGAAGCGGCGCAGGGCAGCGAUAAAUGCAUUUGUUGAUAAAUCGGAUACUAAUUCUAUAUGAACUGCUUUUGAACUGAAGCAAAUGAAUAUAGCGAUAAAUGCUUUUUUCGGAGCGGCACGACGAUGGACUGGCUUCAGGUAUACUGGACCGCAAUAAUCAACACCAGUAAUUGCGAAUGGACGGCUUGGAACUACGCGUGAAGUGGGCAACUGGCCGACGGGUUGUGUUACAGGAACAGGAUUCAAUCGGAAACAAUUUUGACAAUUUCGACAAACGUAAUGUACGAGUAAUUUUCCACGUAUGGGCCAGAAUUCUUGUCGCAUUGCAGACAAAGUCAUGCGAGAUAAUGGAUGCUUAUCUGGUAAUAUCAUAGGGUGUUUAGUUUUGUAGCUCUCUGUGGAUUGCGCCAAUCUUCCACCGACACGCAAGACUCCUCUAUCAUCGACGAAAGUGCUCUCUUUUCAUCAGCGAAGGCUUCAUACUGGGCUGACCUCACUAAGCAUUCCUUGGCUUGUACCAACUCCAUCGCUGAGAGAAAUUCUUCAUGUGACUUUCUUUGCUUGCUUCGGCAACAGUUUAAAAAGCGUAAUAUAUAUGCUGUUAUUCUGAGCAAACGCUGGAAAUUGGAAUACCGCUCAAACAGAAAAAAUGGUUUCAGGACAACUUGAGCAACCAUCACCGUUCGUUUUCGUUCCAGGAUUUCUUCAGAGGGCGGAAUCAAUUGCGUGUUCUUAGGCCACCUUUCCUCUUCUUCACGGAGCCAAUCCGGACCGUGGAGCCACAUUGUGCUUUUCAUAAAUUCUGACGGCAACAUUCCACGAGAAACGACAUCAGCAGGAUUAUCAGUUCCUUUAAUAUGUUUCCAGCUUUUACCGCUUGUAAGCCGCUGAAUUUCGGCAGUACGGUUCCCGAUAAAGGUCUGCCAAGUAUUUGAUGGUGCUCGAAUCCAGUAUAGAGUGACUAUAGAGUCCGACCAUAACCAACACGGAGUGUCCUUCAUUCGUAAUGCGCAUGCAGUUUUAUGGUAGAGCUUGGCACCCAAUAGUGCAGCACAAAGCUCCAAACGUGGUAAGCUGAUUCUUUUCAGAGGUGCAACUCGUGAUUUCGAGGUAAUCAAUUCGGUCUUAACUUUUCCAGUAACGUUCAUUGAGCGAGCGUAUAUACAAGUACCGUAGGCUGAUUCUGAAGCGUCGCAAAACACAUGAAAUUGAGUUUCCACGGAAUUUUGUAAAAAUACGAAACGGGGUACUCGUUCGUCCCAUUCAAGAGAGGCUAGCCACAGACGUUGCAUACGUAUUUUCGCCCAAGUAACAACGGGAGAUACCAAGCCAAGAGGAUCAUAUAAUUGAGCAAUUGAUGAGAAUAUUUUACGUUUAGUCCAGUAGCCAUCAUUCACAUUUGGCUGUAUAUCGAUACAAAACUGAUCCGUUUUUGUUUCCCAUGCAACUCCAAGGGUUUUUACUUUUGAUUCGUUUUCGAAAUAUAAGGUAGUCGUUGUUUGUAACUCUCCCGAAGACAUAUCAGCCAGAACUUCCUGACAGUUAGAGCUCCAUUUUCGUAGCUGGAAUCCGCCUUCUGCGAGUAACGUUUGAAUUUCGUAACGCAAAUGUUUAGCUUCGUCGAUUGUUUCGGCUCCGGAUAGUAAAUCAUCCAUAUAGAAAUCUUCGGUUACCACACCCGCAGCCCGUUUGUACCUCUUUCCUACAUCCGUCGCCAAUUGUUGAAGUACUCGAGUGGCAAUGAAUGAUGAUGGGGAUAAACCAUAUGUGACCGUUUGUAAUUCAUAGACUUGAACAGGGUCGGACGAACUAAAUCUCCAAAGUAUUCUUUGUAACGAAGCAUCGGUGGGAUGUAUUUUGAUUUGCCUGUACAUUUUCUCCACGUCCGCAACAAGGGCAACGGCAUGUUUACGAAAACGAAGCAUAAGUACUAAAAGAUCAUCUUGUAUUACAGGACCGGUGAGCAGUGCUUCAUUGAGAGAAAAAUUUUUAGAUGUUUUCGCUGAUCCAUCGAAUACAACACGUAGUUUAGUUGUAGAACUCGAUUCCUUUAGCACUGGAUGGUGGGGCAAAUAGCAAACAACUUGAUCUUGCCUUGAGGGUAACUCAUCCAGCUUACCGACAUGUGUCAUGUGUUUCAUGCAUAUAUAUUCCUGGAUGAACUCGUUAUAUUUUUUGCGCAAAUCACAAUUCCCGUCUAACCGUCUUUCCAAUUGAUACAAUCGUUUCAAGGCGAAGGAUUUAGAUUCGCCAAGCAUAUUUUGAAAAUCGAUCCGUUUAGGGUAUUGUGCCACGUAGCGACCGUUACUGUCUCGAUUAAUAGUAUUUCGAAAGUGAAUUUCGCAGUCCUCCUCUUCUUGUGUUCGUGGCGUCUUGUCUUGAAGCUCUUCGACGUUCCAAAACCUUUCAAUAACUUCGUGCAGAUUAUUAACAGUUCCAAUAUUGCACGUAACUUUAUUAUUUUUCGUUUUCCAUUCUGUUUCUCCAGCAGCAAUCCAGCCGAAAACUGUGUUCACGAAUACAGGUAAAUUAUCUCCAAUUCGAUGAAUCUGGCACCGGCCACCAUUAAGUAGAUGAUAAUCGUAAAAAUACUGGGAGCCCAACACAAUAUCAAUAGGACCGGAAACGCUGAAAUUUGGAUCGGCUAAUUCUAUGCCGGAUGGAACCUUCAUGUUUGACAAGUAAAUCGAUGCAGAAGGGUGAUCAUCCGUAACAUGUCCUAAAACCAAGAAAUUCAUUGGCAUUGUAAAUUCCGUUGUUCGGGAAGCUAUCGUCGUGGAAACUUGAUGCACCGCUUGUUGGCGUGAUCGUCCGAUUCCGCUAAUUUCGACUUUCUUGUCGUAUCGUGUACUGCCUUCCACCAUAUUUGAAGAUGUUGCAGUCAUCGACGUUGAAGAUGUCUCGUUUGGAUUUGUAAAAAAACCGGAAGUUGACUGCAUAACAACGGUACCAGAUGACUCCGAGGAAGCAUUGGACGAGAAAUUGGCUGACGGAAACCCAGGAUGUAGUAACGUAUGGUGCUUCUUGGAACACGUCCUACAUCGGUAUCUGGACGGGCAAUCCCGAGCGAUAUGAUUGCGCCCUAAACAAUUGCUGCAGAGUCGUUUUAAGUUCGUUAUCUUUAAGCGUUGUUCUAUAGAUAAAUUGUUAAAAUCAGGACAUCUUAGUACAGAAUGUUUUUCGUUACAUAUAAUACACGAUAGACCGACAUUUUCGACUGCAGAAUUGACUGACAUUCUCAUUGGACGAUUUCUCGUGUCGUUCCACGAAGAUGAAUUUUGCUGGAAUGAAUUCGCUGGAACAGCAACAGUUUGAUCGACUAUCACUGCAUCUAGUAUUCGCGUUUGUCUUUUCAAAAAUUCAACGAGGUGCGAGAACAGAGGAUCUUCAUGCAGUGUGGCUUGUUCUUCCCAUUGUUUUUGUGUCGUUUCAUCGAGUUUAGAAACCAUUAAAUGCGUCAGCAUCGCACCCCAUCCGAUUGUUUUCUCUCCCAACUGAUCUAGUAUUUUCGUGUUUCGGUCGAAGCAGUCGAUAAUAUCAUGAAUCGAUGUAGCAGACUGUCUUUUUACCUUUGGAUAUUCCAAUAUGGCAUUCAGGUGUCGUUUUUUCAAUAAAUAGACAUUUGAAAAUCUUGCUACUAAGCCAUUCCACGCCACACGAUAAUUGACUUCACUCAUCUGGUAGCAAUCGAUUAAUUUGAAUGCUUCACCUUUCAGGGAAGCACGUAAAUAAUGAAAUUUUUGUAUGUUGCUCAAUUCUGGUGAUGAGUCUAUCAGUGCCUUAAAUGUAUCGUGGAAAGGAAGCCAAUUUUCGAAAUUACCGUCGAACUCAGGCAAAUUUAUUUGCGGUAAUCGCACGUACGAUUGCACAUUAUCCGAACUCGUAGACGAUUGAGCAUUCGUACUUUCUUGUUGAGAUGCUAGUCGUGGAAUUUUGCUUGUCAAACCCGCCCUCACUUGAAAAUAUUUUUCUUCGAAUUCCGCCCGAACCUGGCGAUUUAUUUCUACGUUUUCAUCAUCUUCCUCCGAGCAUUCUAUCUCUCCUUGAAUGUUUUCGAACUCAUCCCACUUGGCUUCAAGUUUUUCCAGUCGGAAUUUGAUUUGAUUUUCAUCCUCAACAUCACCGGUACGAAGGAAUAUUUCUAUUCGUUUUAAAAAAUCCAUCGUGCUGUCCCUGAGACUGAUUUUCGCCUUCAUCUUCUUUCCCAUAGUUGAUGUUGAACGAAGCGACAUACACGUAAAAGUAACAGGAACUGGUUCUGCAAUGGACGACAAGCAAAGUACCCUUGCGCGAAACUAACCGUAUUGGACAGGUACUCACCUGGUGAGCCUGUCAAUGAGGCGUUGUAUUAUGAAUAAUAGAUGAUUCUCUCUAACACCAGCGCGUGAUUUGCGGAUGUAAUUAAUGCGUGAUCCAAACGAUGAAUACUCGGCCACCAAAUAUUGCUUAGAUCCUUGAAUCUCGAAAAAAAAAGACCAGGUAGGCGCGCAAGAUAUAGUGUUAUAUUUGGACAGAUACUCACCCAGUGAGCCUAUCAAUAAGACCUUGUAUUGUUCAAACUAUUUGCUAUGGCGGCGCCUAUUUCAAUAAUGGACCUGCUCGUAAUGGCGACGUGCGAUUUACCGGUGCUUUGAAGAAUGCACAAUCCUGGUCACGGCACCAAUGUUUCAACCCUUAUCGAAUUCUUCAAUUCACCGGAUUCAAUAGUGCUGACAAUUCCUGGACGUCCCCGUGAUUUGAAUCUGUUCUCAUUCCAACUGUCCCUUCCAAUACGUUACGUGAUACGGGAAACGAUACGAGACUUAGGAUAAACGAAUAACACCAAAUACGUAGCAGAUGAAGAACACUUUAUUCGCGGAGUACAACCAUUUAAUUUAUACCAAACUACAUUUAUUUCUACAAUUGAGCCUUUGAGAAUGGUGAUACCGAGUUAACUAUGGCGAACUAAGAGAGACAUUCUUUUUUCUACUACAUUUUCUACUACUAAGAUGGAAAGCGUUACUCUUUCUGGCUGCGUUCUUGUUUCUAAGCUCCGUAUCUACUAUCAACUGUAACAACAACCAAUACGAAAGAGCUCAACCAAUGAAGAGUUGCGUCCCAAUUUGGUGGCUCACCUGUCGAACCAAUCACCGCUAAUAUGUGUCACUGAUUUCUCCAAAUGGCAACGGCUGAUCAACGUCGUCGGAUUUGUGUUUCGUUUUCCGAACAACUGUCGUCUGAAGAGCAAACAUCAAUCAAUUUGCACCGGACCGUUAUAUUUAGAGGAGAAACGUGCGGCCGAGGAACAUGUGGUCCGUCAAGCUCAACAGGAUGUUUUCCUUGAUGAAAUAACUGCUCUAAGAAAACAACAACUCAUAUCGAGAAGCAGUUCUCUAGUUAAGUUCAGCCCCUGGUUAGAUGACCGAGGAGUUCUGAGGAUGCGAGGCCGAAUUUCCAACUGUGUGUUCAUUACAGAAGAAGCAAAAAAUCCUAUAAUUUUACCCCGUGACCACUACGUUACUACCUUGAUUAUCAUGCAUUACCACCACAAAUUUCACCAUUUAAACCAUGAGACUGUUAUAAAUGAGAUACGACAAAAAUACUCGAUUUCGCGAAUUCGCGUUUGCUACGCCAAGGCUAGAAGAGCCUGUCAACGCUGCAAGAACGCCAGAGCAGUACCAUCUCCUCCAAUCAUGGCGGACCUUCCAACUGCUAGAUUAGCAGCACAUUCUCGACCCUUUACCCACGUAGGGAUAGACUAUUUCGGACCGAUGGAGGUAGCCAUAGGAAGAAGAGUUGAAAAACGAUGGGGAAUGCUGGCUACAUGUAUGACGAUCAGAGCUGUUCACAUAGAAGUCGUCCAUUCACUAAGCACCGAUUCCUGCAUCAUGGCUAUCCGCAAUUUAAUUGCUCGUCGUGGAGUUCCUCGUCACGUUUACUGUGAUCGCGGAACCAACUUUGUUGGCGCUAGCAACGAGUUGACUAGAGUGGAUAAACUGCUGAACAAAGAAGCCAUCAUAAAAGAGUUUUUGGGUUACGAAAUAGCAUGGUCGUUUAAUCCACCAGCAUCGCCCCAUAUGGGUGGUAGUUGGGAGCGUAUGAUCCGCAGCGUGAAGAGCAAUCUGAUGUCUCUAGAAAUACCCCGUAAACCAUCAGACGAAGUACUACGUAAUGCGCUGACUGAAAUAGAAGGUUCAUUAAAUGCAAGGCCGCUUACACACGGUCCAAUCGAAGAUCACGCGGCUCCAGCACUAACCCCUAAUCACAUUCUUCUUGGAAGCUCUAACGGGACGAAGCCACUUACGUUUUUAGAUGAUAGCAGCGUUAUCGUGCGUCAAUGUUGGCGAACUUCUCAGAUCAUUGCCAACCAAUUUUGGAAACGUUGGCUAUCGGAAUACCUACCAGAGAUAACUAGGAGAACCAAGUGGCAUUCAUCCUGUGUGCUAUCGGUGAAGAUCGGUGAUGUGGUCAUCGUUGUAGAUCCAAAGUUACCUCGCAAUUGUUGGCCAAAGGGAAGGGUGAACUCGUCCUGGCAAAGAUGGAGAAGUAAGAUCCGCAACGGUUCGAACAUCCGGGGGAGUGUAUGAGCGCCCUGUGGUUAAGCUUGCUGUAUUGGACGUUCAGCGCGGAGGAAAGUAAGUCGACUAGGUGGUCGACAUACGCGGGGGAGUGUUACCAGCCCCUGGUUGCAAACGCGCACCCAUCAUACAACAACCUUGGACAACACAUACGAACACAAGUAGAGUAGAGAGCAAUAGAGAAGGUAAAUAAAACAACCAUUGUAGUGCUACCAUUUUGAUCCCAAGAAAGUCACCGGUGAAUCUAAAACACAUAAAUUUCAAUCACACACAAGAAUUACACAUAAGAACAUCAAAUAUCGAGGUAUGGUUGAAUUUAUUUAUAAGAAUUUAUUAGCCUAAACUGUUUCUCCACAAAACAGGAUUAAACAUAUACAAGGAAUUUAAAAAACACUUAGGGGACUAAACGUAAGUGAACAUAGAUUGGAAACAAACAAUAAGAACAAUACAAUCACAACAUUUUAUCAUAAUCACAAACAUUAUCGAAACACAACAUUAUGUAUGAAAACCACAAAUAUUUUAUUAUGUUAUAACUUAUAGAUUAAGUAAAAUUACAUUUCAUAGGUAUAUUAUAAUCUCCAUUGAACUACACCAAGUUCCUGUGUUUUAUUCUUUGGAGCAUUAUAAUCCCGGAAUCAACCCCUUCAGUCCCGUUGGUGGAAAACCAACAGUUACAAUCAUCUGUUUUAAGUCAAAUAUGCGCCGUUUUGUUCGAUGACUUGUUCCCAACGAGAUGCCAACUUCAUAAUAUCCCUGUUAUAGAAGCUCGCUUCCUUAUUGGCAAAAAACUCGGAUAGCCAAUUUUCACAGGCCUCUUUUGUGGCUAACUUCUGACUACCUAGCUCGUUCGCCAUGAACAAAAACAGAUGGUAGUCACUUGGUGCAAGGUCCGGACUAUACGGCGGAUGCAAGAAAACCUCCCAUCCGAGCUCCCGGAGCUUCUGGCGCGUCACCAAAGAAGUGUGUGGCCUGGCGUUGUCCUGAUGGAAGACAAUGCGGCCUCUGUUUAUCAAAGAUGGCCUCUUCUUCAUGAGUGCUACCUUCAAGCGGUCCAGUUGUUGGCAGUACAGGUCCGAAUUGAGCGUUUGGCCAUAGGAAAGCAACUCAUAAUAGAUUAUUCCUAGACAAUCCCACCAAACACACAGCAGAACCUUCCUGGCCGUUAAUGAGGGCUUGGCCACCGUCUGAGCCGCAUCGGCGGGCUUCGACCACGACCGUUUGCGCUUCACGUUGUCGUAAGUGACCCACUUUUCAUCGCCAGUCACCAUCCGCUUCAGAAACGGGUCGAUUUUGUUGUGAUUCAGCAGCGAUUCACAUGCGUCGAUACGGUCAAAGAUGUUUUUUUGCGUCAACGUGUGUGGCAUCCAUACAUCGAGCUUCUUUGUGAAUCCAAGCUUCUUCAAAUGGUUAAUAACGGUUUGAUGACUUAUCCCCAGCUCUUGACCGAUGCUACGGCUGCUACUAUGCUGCUCUUUCUCGGCUAAUUCAGCGAUUUUGUCGCAAUUUUCGACGACAGGCCUUCCGGAGCGUGGCGCAUCUUCGACGACCUCUACACCAGAACGAAAACGUUGAAACCAUCGUUGUGCGGUGGAAAUGGAAACUGUAUCGGGUCCAUAAACUGCACAAAUUUUCUUGGCAACUUGAGAUGCAUUUUUGCCUUUGUCAUAGUAGUACUGUGAAAUAUGUCGGAUUUUCUCUUUAUUUUGCUCCAUAUUUGCGACACUCUAACUCACGAACGACUCAACCAAACAAAACUCUGUCAAGGACUAUAUUAUAGCGCCUUUCCAACAAGCUAUAGUAUGACUCGAUACAAUGAAUACAACUAGAACUACGCGCUUACAACGACACCUCGCGGAAAUACCGCAGGACUUUUUUGACAGCCUAAUAGUAUAGUCGCAUUCAAAUACACCAAUCAAAGGCAAUUUUGACGUCGAUAAGAGAAGUCCAAGAGAGUAGUUGACGGAACGGCGACGGUGACGUUGUAUCAUGGAUGCCAGGUGAUCUCUUCAGAUAUCUUCGCAUGGUACGAAAAAUGUCUUCAAAUGUCUCCACAACUAUAUUGAAGGAAACUAAAAUUCAUUACAAAAAUUUUAACAAUGUUUGACAGAUCAUUCUGUUCGAUAUUAUUAUAUAACUGUUAUAUUCGACAAAGUUAAAUGUCACUUCGAUUUUAAUGUGUCUGUAUGUGUCUUCAAACGUAGCAUUAAGAAUAUAAGGUAGUUUUUUAAAUUUGUCUCACAGGUUUUUUAAUCUAAAAUGAAGUAAAGUAAAUAAAUAAUGCAUUCCAUUACGCUUAGCUUGAGGUUUUGUAGUUCAUUUCAAUAAAUGUGAAUAAAGAAUAUAUAAAUUUAUAUUAUAUAAAUUAUAAUAUAUAAAUUUUAUGAGUUUAAAAAUGAUGUGAUAAAUGUUCUGUGAAGGUGGGCUAGAUAGUUUUUAAUGCCAAAAAAUAGAAUUGACAACUCUCACUUGUCAAAAUAAUAUAAUGAAAUAUAAAUAACUCAAUUUGUUUAUUUCAGCUUUGAAGUUUUGGCUAAUUAUUGUGAAACGAUAUGUAACCAGAAAACCAUCGAUUGUGGAGUGGUCGUGAAAAACAAGCGAGUGAAUGACACCGAGAUAAAAGUCUCCAUUGAUUACUAAGGACAAAAGUAAACAAGUGACACUGAUAAAAACUCUGGCGGCAGCACAAAACGUCAUUUGCGGUGAGAGUGUCUCAUUCUUUCGUGUGCGGA